AUGAAAAAAAGAAUAACAUUCCUUCAUGAGGCUGAAGGGAAAUUUGACCCGGAGCAAAUAACCGUGAACAAUGACUCGAUAACUGUCCGGUCACUACACGGUCCCCGGGAGGACAGAACUACAUUCAGCUUCAAUGAGCUCCCACAGGAACUUUGGCAAGUCCUAAAACGAUGCCACGAGCUACAUAUUCGUUGGGCAUCGGACCAUGUUUACGACGCCCUACCACCAUUUACAAGCAGAGUAUCACCAGGGCUGCACGUCUUCUACUCGCCAAUCUCCCAGGAUCUCCCUUCUUCACUCCUAUGUCCAUUACUACGCAAGAUGUUUGACGAUGGCCUGAAAUGCGAACUCCCAGAGACGUCAUUCAUACCGCCGCCAGUCUUAGCUGUGAGAUCCUCCUCAACUCCGUCUCUCCAAUUCCACCAACUGCUCCCGUCCCUUAACGAGCUUGUGACGUAUAUCCAGGAGAAGCUCUGCCCGGCGUAUGGUGAUCGCAACGAAGAUACAUAUGCCAACUGCCAAUCGCAUGCAAACUCCCUGCUUUCCGUGGAUUCAUUGGAUAUCGACUAUCAAAGUUCCACGCAUAGCUUUUCAGUGGCGGCAUAUUGGUCCAAAACUUCCCAGAAAGGUGGAUGGUCGGAGACAAUACAUAAACACAAGAAAAGCACGGGCAGAAUAGAGGUAGGGAUAUUAGCGAUGAAAAAUGCAAGAGAGCCACAUGAGCUCUCCGUGGGAGGUUUCCUGGCUGUCGUUGGCGAGGAUACGAAAUUAAAUCCCACCCUCUUUCCCUUCCCAUCGCGCCACCACCCCCUCCCCCUCUCCUCAAAAUACACAAUCACCUUCCCAAAGCCAACAGGCCUCCACCCAACCCUCCACCUGUCCCUCCCCCGGUCAUCCCUAACAUCCCUACCCGAGCGUCUCCCCCCCUCGGCUGAAUGCUCGCUGUAUACCUACCUAACGCUCCCCUCCCCCCUCUUCGCCGAUAAAUACCAACUAUCUACCAAAGACCCGCUCUUCCUACACUCACACAACCUCGUCUCCCUCCACGCCAUCGCCGGUGAAACAGACCUCGAAGCCCCAGACUGGUUAACGAAGCGUUGGGGAUCUAGUUUACUGCUCGAACUGGCCACGCCGAAAGGCAACGACAAGAGAAACACAAACGACAAGGAUACCUGGCAAAUCUCCAUCCCCUUACACCUCCGCUACCUCCCCACCUCCCCCAGCGGGUACCGAAACAUCAGCAUGCCCUGGCCCGUCGUCUUCUGGGCAUGUGCGAACGAAGGUAUGAAAAUGGGGCUUAACCCCUUUGACAGAGUGAGGCUGGGCUGGGAUGACCUCUUCGCGCCCAACACGCUGUAUUACCAUUUCCACCCUGACCCGUCUGCGCAGGGGAGCGUUGCGGGCGCAGGUGCGGGUUCGAUGGUUGAGAAGAUUACGGUGCCAGUGUUGAAGAUUCGAGGUGCUGGGGAUGUGUGGGGGAUUGAGAUAGGGACAUUGGUUGUGGUGUUUCUUGGGUUUUUGUGGGUGGUGGGGAAGUUGGGGGCUGUUGCGUGGGGGAGGGAACGUGGUUCGAGGGGAGGGAGGGAGAAGAGGGAGUGA
Paracoccidioides lutzii Pb01 is the source of this 1599-nucleotide messenger RNA. RefSeq lists its product as hypothetical. Bases 1 to 1599 code for a protein of 532 amino acids. Gene Ontology annotation, molecular function: mannosyltransferase activity. The transcript has 5 exons. Gene Ontology annotation, cellular component: endoplasmic reticulum membrane; glycosylphosphatidylinositol-mannosyltransferase I complex. Gene Ontology annotation, biological process: protein processing; GPI anchor biosynthetic process. The record is from RefSeq and is a predicted model, not a curated record.